Molecule: messenger RNA, 2538 nt
Organism: Ylistrum balloti
Lineage: Eukaryota; Metazoa; Mollusca; Bivalvia; Pectinida; Pectinidae
Product: chorion peroxidase-like
Exons: 12
Coding region: 1-2538 (845 amino acids)
Biological process (GO): response to oxidative stress
Molecular function (GO): peroxidase activity; heme binding
Source: RefSeq, a predicted model, not a curated record
AUGUAUCCUGCUGUUUUAGCAAGGACGUUUUAUACUUUCACAAUCCUUUUACUGAUGUUUUCGUCUGCGAAUGCGGCGCUUGCAUCACUCAAUAGUGCUCCAUUUCUCACUGGAACGAUGGACGUCCCGUCUGCCGCCAGUCUUGGUCGACCAUCUUCACCAGACCAAGCCAAAACGCCAUCAAUACAAUCCAAAUUUGCAGUUAAAGCUGCAGCUGCAAUUCCAAGGCUUGAUUCCUCUGUAUUAAGUCAGACUGUUGACUUUGCACCAACCAUUAAAGCAUCAGUAGACGAGGCAAUCAGCAAAAUCGCGAUUGACACUCGGAAAGAAGUCGCAUUAGGAGCAUUUGAUACACUAGACCAUGCUACUGAGGGAUUCGGACCACGCUUUAGCACUAGUCCACGGGCACUCGAGCUUUCAGAAUUCGCUGAGCUGAUGGUAGAGACGGCAAUAGAUACAACGAGCAGACUCAACGUCCCUGUAGAUUCACAGAUCCAGAAAGCUUUGAGUAAAGUCGGUUCGGACUUCCUGGUCUCAGCCAAGCGCACAUGUCCAUUCUUCAACCCUCUGUGUAAUCCCAGCUCACAAUAUCGGACAAUCGAUGGGUCAUGUAACAACUUGAAAAAUCCCCUUUGGGGAAAAGCACUCACGGCAUUCGAACGAUUUCUUCCUCCCGCAUAUGACGAUGGAGUAAAUUCGCCAAGGACUAAAGGCCUGUUUCAAGUGCCGCUUCCCUCUGCUCGUAAUAUAAGUGUGGAGAUACAUACUAAUCUCGGACCCAUAGCUCCCCGGCUAAGCCAUCUCUCUAUGGAAUUCGGACAGCUUGUUAGCCACGACAUCCAAAUGACCGCUCUCUCUAAAGGUUAUGCUGGGAGAAAUCUGAAUUGCUGUAGAAUUAAACGAAGGAGGAAUUGUUUCCCUAUCCCUAUAGCGGAUAACGAUGAACACUUCGACAGAACUUGUAUGAACUUUGUCCGCGCGCUUCCAGCACCUCCCAUCGAUUGCCGUUUUGGUCCUCGUCAGCAACUUAACCAAGUCACCCAUUUCCUGGACGGAUCGGCCAUAUACGGCUCGGAUCAGGAAACGCUAGACGUCCUCCGUGAUGGAGCUUUCCUGAAAUCCCAAGGUAACAAUGAUCUCCUGCCUUUAAACCCAAAUGGUAUCUGUGCCCAGGCUUCCAGUGACAAGUGUUUCCAUGCAGGCGAUGUCCGGGUAAACCAACAGCCAGCACUAAUUUCCCUCCAGACAGUUUGGAUGAGACAUCAUAACAACUUAGCUAGACAAAUCAAAGGCGCAAAUCCUGGUAUGAGUGAUGAUAUUGUCUUCCAGGAAACCAGAAAAAUUGUCACAGCCCAGUUGCAGCAUAUCACUUAUAACGAAUGGCUCCAGGAAAUUCUUGGUGACAAUAUUAUGAAUCAGUUUGAUCUUAAACCCAAACCAUCUGGACAGUACUACAAGGGUUACAACACGGCCGUGAAGCCGAUGAUAAGAAGUGCUUUCUCGACAUCUGCUUUCAGAUUUGGGCACAGCUUGAUAGGGAAUGACAUAAAAGAGAAGAAAGCCUCAGGUACAGUCCUCCAUCACAGACUCCAUACCACAUUUCUUAAGCCUGAUCUCGCUUACAACGGAGGCGUCGACUCCAUCAUGAAGGGUCUGUACACUUCACCCGCACAGAAGACGGAUAAUCAUAUAACUCACGAAGUAACAAGACAUUUGUUCCAGACUGCACCUAAGAAUGGUUUGGACUUAGCAGCUACAAACAUUCAGAGAGGGCGUGACUUUGGAAUAUAUGAUUACAACACCUGGAGAGUGGCUUGUAAUUUGGGACCCGCUUCGGACUUUGAUGCAUUAGAUCUCCAUUCAAGCGAACUGAGGAAACUUCUGAAGAAAGUUUACAAUACCGUGUUUGACAUUGACUUGUUCACCGGAGGCGUUUCUGAAAACAACAUCCCCGGGGGAAAUAUUGGAACAACUUUCGCUUGUCUGAUCGGUUUACAAUUUCAAGCUCUGAAACAAGGCGAUCGAUUUUUCUACGAAAGCAACACAAAUGUCAAAUUCCCGAUUGGACUUUUAAAUGAAAUAAGGAAGACAACCAUGGCUAGAAUUCUAUGUGAUACAACAGGAGUGUCGUCCAUCCCCCGCAAAGUGUUCCGGAAACAAUCUUCAACCAACCCAGCAGUAAGUUGUGGAUCCAUUCCAAAUCCAGACCUGUCCCUCUGUGUUCCUGUUAACGGUCAGUGGAGCUCAUGGACAACAUGGAAAGUCACUCCAGGGUGUGUUCCAGUAAAAACAAGAACAAGAAAAUGUAACAAUCCAGCCCCAAAUUCAUGCGGCAAAAGUUGUCCUGGACUUGCAAAAGAUACAGAGAUUGGCAGCUCGACCCGGGGUGGAAUAUUUGACCUUACCGGGGGAAAUUGUAAUCCCUGGCCUCCGGCCACCUUGCGGCCAUUUCCAGGUCCUGUUUUCCCAACAUUUCCACUUAAUCCACGUCUUCCAAAUGUUCCAAGAAUUGAUUUACGCGACCCUGUUCUCCAGUGA